Necator americanus (New World hookworm) is the source of this 900-nucleotide messenger RNA. RefSeq lists its product as uncharacterized. The record is from RefSeq and is a predicted model, not a curated record. Gene Ontology annotation, biological process: L-valine catabolic process. The transcript has 7 exons. NCBI's taxonomy places the organism in Eukaryota, Metazoa, Nematoda, Chromadorea, Rhabditida, Ancylostomatidae. Gene Ontology annotation, molecular function: NAD binding; 3-hydroxyisobutyrate dehydrogenase activity; NADP binding. The coding region runs from base 1 to 900 and encodes 299 amino acids. Gene Ontology annotation, cellular component: mitochondrion.
AUGGCAACUGUUGGAUUCAUCGGACUUGGGAACAUGGGUGCUCACAUGGCACGUAAUCUGAUGAAAAAUGGACACAAAUUAGUUGUUUAUGAUAUUAACAAAACUGUACUUUCAGCUUUUAAAGCGGACGGAGCCGAUGUGGCCGGCAGUCCGGCAGAAGUGGCUGCUGCUGCUAAGGACAUUAUAACAAUGCUGCCAAGCAGUCCACACGUUAGAAAAGCGUACGGAGGAGACGAUGGUCUAUUAAAAAAAAUGCAGCCAGGCACCCUAUGUAUUGAUUCAUCCACCAUUGAUCAAACAGCGUCGAUAGAAGUAGCCGAUUGGUGCAAGGAGAAGGAGAGCACGUAUGUGGAUGCUCCAGUAUCCGGUGGAGUAACAGGCGCUCAAAAUGCUACUUUGACGUUUAUGUUGGGCAGUGGAAAAUGUCAAAAAACGUUCGAUCGGGCAACAUCGCUCAUCAAAUUCAUGGGGAAGAACAUGGUUAACUGCGGGGAAGUUGGUGCUGGCCAAGCCGCCAAAAUUUGUAAUAACAUGCUUUUGGCCAUAGAGAUGGCAGGAGUUGCUGAAACCAUGAAUCUUGGUAUCAAGAUGGGUUUGGAUGCUAAGGUGCUCGCUGGUAUCAUAAACACAUCUUCGGGACGAUGCUGGUCCUCCGACACUUAUAAUCCAGUGCCCGGUGUUAUCCAAGGGAUCCCGCCUAGUAAUGGAUACCAAGGAGGUUUUGGCAGUGCAUUAAUGGCAAAGGACCUAUCAUUGGCACAAAACGCGUCAACAACGACUCAAUCACCGACUCCACUUGGAUCGUUAGCCCAUCAAAUCUAUCGACUCCUUGCCCAAGACCCCAAAUACUCUUCCAAGGAUUUUGGCAUUGUGUACCAAUUUUUGAAAAAUCAGAAUUGA